This is a messenger RNA of Tripterygium wilfordii, 1917 nucleotides long. Its product is annotated as probable beta-1,4-xylosyltransferase IRX10L. Gene Ontology annotation, molecular function: 1,4-beta-D-xylan synthase activity; glucuronoxylan glucuronosyltransferase activity. Bases 398 to 1651 code for a protein of 417 amino acids. The transcript has 5 exons. Gene Ontology annotation, biological process: plant-type secondary cell wall biogenesis; glucuronoxylan biosynthetic process. The record is from RefSeq and is a predicted model, not a curated record. Lineage: Eukaryota; Viridiplantae; Streptophyta; Magnoliopsida; Celastrales; Celastraceae.
UGCCUAGUCAAUACCAGUGGCGGCACCAAAUAACCUCUCUGGGGUGAUGCAGUCCACCGAGCGUAUAAACAAAUAGAAAAAGUUGAAGGUCGAUCGAGCAACAUAGCUGGAAUUUGGUGAUGAGAUUGAUUUCCCAUCAAACUUGAUUUCGAGAUUACAAAAGCAACAGCUCCUCAGAAUCCCCCCAAUAUAUUUUAUGAAGUAAUGGAAUUUAAUAUUUUUCAAGAAUCUUGAGGGCAUUUCCCUGUCUCUUGAGGCAAAUUUGCUUGGACUUCUCCGUCAAAACUCAUGGAAAAGCAGACCCAAACAACCCCCAUAUUUCUUUUGCUUAUUCUUUGCUAGAUUUCGAUAAUUUGCUCUGUCGUUGGAACAAGUCAACCGUUUUUUAGCCGUGGAAAUGAAGGUUUGGAAGUGGGUUUUUGUCGGGCUUCUCUGCUUUGCUGUCUUUGUUACAAGGAUUGAUGCUUUUAAGCUGGGUCGGAGUCAACCUACUGAGAGAAUUUCAGGAAGUGCUGGUGAUGUCUUGGAAGAUGAUCCAGUGGGAAGGCUGAAAGUUUUUGUGUACGAAUUGCCAAGCAAAUACAACAAGAAGAUCCUGCAAAAGGACUCGAGAUGCCUCACCCAUAUGUUUGCUGCCGAGAUCUUUAUGCAUCGAUUUCUCUUGUCUAGCCCUGUUCGAACCCUCAAUCCUGAGGAAGCUGAUUGGUUUUAUACCCCUGUAUACACUACUUGUGACCUGACACCAAAUGGCCUCCCUUUACCUUUUAAAUCACCUAGAAUGAUGAGAAGUGCAAUUCAGCUUAUCUCUUCAAACUGGCCUUAUUGGAAUCGCACGGAAGGGGCUGAUCACUUUUUUGUAACGCCCCAUGACUUUGGUGCUUGCUUCCAUUAUCAAGAAGAGAAGGCUAUUGAGAGAGGGAUUCUUCAUAUGCUUCAACGUGCUACUUUGGUUCAGACUUUUGGACAGCGGAAUCACGUUUGCUUGAAAGAAGGAUCAAUUACCAUUCCUCCUUAUGCUCCUCCACAGAAAAUGCAAACCCACCUAAUUCCCGAAAAAACCCCUAGGUCCAUCUUUGUUUACUUCAGAGGAUUGUUUUAUGAUGUGGGGAAUGAUCCAGAAGGUGGUUAUUAUGCAAGAGGAGCACGAGCUGCAGUGUGGGAGAACUUCAAGGACAAUCCUCUUUUUGACAUCUCCACGGAACACCCGACAACAUACUACGAGGACAUGCAAAGAGCUGUGUUUUGUUUGUGUCCGCUUGGCUGGGCCCCUUGGAGUCCAAGAUUGGUUGAAGCAGUGAUUUUUGGUUGUAUCCCCGUGAUUAUAGCAGACGACAUUGUUUUACCUUUUGCUGAUGCCAUCCCAUGGGAAGAAAUUGGUGUUUAUGUGGAUGAGAAGGAUGUUCCCAACUUGGACACCGUACUCACAUCGAUUCCUCCAGAGACAAUAUUGAGAAAGCAGAGAUUGCUUGCCAACCCCUCCAUGAAACAGGCCAUGUUGUUCCCACAACCGGCUCGGCCAGGAGAUGCUUUCCAUCAAGUUCUGAAUGGACUCGCUAGAAAAUUGCCGCAUGACAAUAGUGUUUACUUGAAACCUGGAGAUAAGGUCUUGAACUGGACUGCAGGGCCGGUCGGGGACCUCAAACCUUGGUAGCAGCUGCAACAACACCCAAUUGGAACAAUCAAUCCUGCAGAAUGUCAGUGUAAGGGAGGUGCCAAUGUCAAUCAAACAUGUAAACUUUGAUUCUAGCCAAAAUAUGUUAAAGAUUAUAGAUCGCCUUUCUGUAGCUUUAGGUUUGCGGGCUAUUUGAUGCACUUCACCUCAGCUGAAGUAAGAAGUCUUAUUGUUGAAAUGCACUGAUUCUGUGUUUUUUAACUCAUUUGGCUUACUGCAUCAUUGCUGAAAGCUAUGUUCUGAUC